Molecule: messenger RNA, 602 nt
Organism: Quercus lobata
Lineage: Eukaryota; Viridiplantae; Streptophyta; Magnoliopsida; Fagales; Fagaceae
Product: chaperone protein dnaJ GFA2, mitochondrial-like
Exons: 8
Coding region: 20-601 (193 amino acids)
Biological process (GO): protein refolding
Cellular component (GO): cytoplasm
Source: RefSeq, a predicted model, not a curated record
GCUGCCGAUCCAGAUUUCCAUGCAACAGGGCCCAUUUAUGGUGCAGAUUACUUGUCCUCAGUGUCAUGGAGAACCGGAAAUUGUGCCGCCUAAGUAUAUCUGCAAGUCAUGUAAAGGAAGGCGAGUUGUAUUAGGAACGAAGUCAGUCAAGCUUAAUAUUGUGCCAAGAGUAGACAAUGAUGAGACCAUAAAGGUGAGUAGAAGUAGUGGAGCAGAUCCUGAUGGAAAUCAACCUGGUGAUCUUUAUAUUGUCAUUAAGGUUCGCGAAGAUCCUGUUUUCCGAAGAGAAGGUGCUGACAUUCAUGUUGAUGCUGUUUUGAGUAUUACUCAGGCAAUUUUGGGGGGAACAAUCCAAGUCCCAACUCUCACAGGAGAUGUAGUCCUCAAGGUUCGCUCUGGCACCCAGCCUGGUCAGAAGGUAGUUUUGAAGAAGAAAGGGAUCAAGACAAGGAACUCUUACUCAUUUGGUGAUCAAUAUGUGCACUUCAAUGUCAGCAUUCCAUCGAAUUUGACCCCAAGGCAACGUGAAUUGAUUGAAGAGUUUGCCAAAGAAGAUCAAGGGGAAUAUGAUAAGCGUGCUACUGCUGGCGCAUCAGGGUAAA